Molecule: messenger RNA, 936 nt
Organism: Lucilia cuprina (Australian sheep blowfly)
Lineage: Eukaryota; Metazoa; Arthropoda; Insecta; Diptera; Calliphoridae
Exons: 4
Coding region: 219-746 (175 amino acids)
Source: RefSeq, a predicted model, not a curated record
AUUCUGUUUCAUUCUAUCAAAAUCUUAUUAUAAAUGCUAAUCAUACUUCGUUAUCGAAACUAAACAUAAAAUGUUUAUACAAAAUUAAAAAAACGAAAACCACAAAAUUAAAACAUAGAAUUGUGAAACGUGAUUCCUUGCCUGAAGAUUUUCAGGAAGAUGUAGAUAUUGAAGUCCUUAAAACAGUAGAACAACAUGCCCCUGAACCUCAAGUGCUAAUGGAAGUACGACAAAAUGAUCAAUUAAUUGAUGGUAUGGUAACUGUUAUAUCUGGUACUCCCCUGGUUAUGGAAAUUAAACUUGAUGAAGCGAGUAAUGAUAUUUAUGGUUUAAGUGUCAAUUAUUUGCAAGUAACAGAUAUGGCAGAAAUGUCUGAAACCAUAUUAUUUAAGGGCUGUACGGUGGAUCCUUAUCUAUUUGAAAACUUUAAUCUCACGAAUAAGAAGUCUUUGAAAUCAAAAUUUCGCGCCUUUAAAUUCCCCAAUACAGCAUUUGUACAAUUUCGAGCAAAUGUGAAAAUUUGUUUACAAAAUUGUGCUCAACCUCAAUGCAUAGGAAGCAACUCCAAACAGUCUCGUAAAAGACGUCAUUUAAAUAAUCCACCAAAACAUUUCUAUGAAAUGUUAACCAGUUUUGUUAUAAAACUAAAUGAAACCCAUCAAAGCAAUGAAGCUGAAUUGCAACAACUACAAAAUCAUGUUCAAUUAUUACAUACAAAAAAUUUACAUAUUAUUACUUUAAAAUAACUUUACAUUCCCAUGCCUUCUAAAGGAAAAAAAACAAAAUUGCACAUUGAAUGUAAAAAAUUAAUAAUAAAUUAAUGUUUUAUUACACACCCCCCAUGGUUGGAUAAAUAUUAUAUCGUUAUUGACUUCUUCAUCUUUAACCAAUAAUAAAUACAAAUAAAAAUGUUUUGGUAAUAAUUUUCAAAUGUUA